AUGAGGGAGAUAACAGUGUCUCCUAUUGAGGGCUCAGUGUUGAUUUCCAACAUCCCCCCUGGAUGCACUCAAGUUCUUCCAGAGAGACCUAAACCUCUUCUGACUGUUCAGCCGGAACCAUCACAGAUAUUCAUUGAAGAUACUGUCACACUCACGUGUAACAUACAGGGUGAAGGUUGGACAUACACAUGGCAGUGUGGACGUAGAGAGCACACCUCUGAGGAGAAAGAGUUCAACAUCACUGCAGUGUCCAAACAGAAAUGCAGGUGUUGUGGCAAUAGACAAUCAGACACCUCUGAAUGGAGUGAUGAAGUGACUCUGACUGUGUUGUAGAGACCCAAGCCUGUAGUGCGUGUGCAGCCUGAUGGACGUGUGUUCAGAGGACAGACGGUCACUCUCACAUGUCACAUACAGGAGACAAACGUCAGCAGCUGGAUCUACAGCUGGAAUAAAGAUGAUUCACUGAUUCAUGUCAGUCAAUCACAGGAAUACCGAAUCAGUGCUGUUAAUGAAUCUCACACGGGUAAUUACAGCUGUUCUGGAAACGAGACCCGAGGAUCACGAUACUCACACACCAGUGAUAAAGUUACACUGACCGUAUCAGACAAACCCAAAUUAACUGUAAAGCCCCAGAGUUCGGUGUUCACUGGAGACACAGUUACUCUGAGCUGUCAUGUGGGACAGUUAACUGGACGAACGAUUAUCUGGUACAAAGACUUCAUGAGAAUAAAAACUGGUGAUGAAUCAGAAAUACUGAGAGAUGUGAGAGUCUCUGAUGGAGGAACAUAUGCGUGUGCUGCAAAAGAACAGAUAACAGUCAGUCAAGGACUCGUGCUGACAGUAAGAAAGAGACCCAAGCCUGUAGUGCGUGUGCAGCCUGAUGGACGUGUGUUCAGAGGACAGACGGUCACUCUCACAUGUCACAUACAGGAGACAAACGUCAGCAGCUGGAUCUACAGCUGGAAUAAAGAUGAUUCACUGAUUCAUGUCAGUCAAUCACAGGAAUACCGAAUCAGUUCUGUUAAUGAAUCUCACACGGGUAAUUACAGCUGUUCUGGAAGAGAAACACGAGGAUCACGAUACUCACACACCAGUGAUAAAGUUACACUGACCGUAUCAGGUUCAAAAACUCCAUUGCCGGUUCUCUCAGUUCUCAAACUGCUCAGUUUUCUGCUGGCAGCUUCUCCGUAUCUGCUAGUGUCCAUCAUACUGGGUGUCAAAUACUACAGAGCUCAUGAUGAGACCUCUCUCUUUACAUUUACAAGACGCUAAAGCAACUUACAUUGCAUUCAGGUUACAGUUUUACAUUUUAUCAGCUCUUGCUUUCUCUGAGAAUCAAACCCAUGACCUUGUCGUUGCUAGCACCAUGCUCUAUUAUUUGAGCUACAGGAAAGCUUUCUCUUUCGUAUAUGUUCUCCUACAGAUGGGUUUAACCUAACCUGUCAUUGUUAUCAGUAAUUUAAAUGUCACUUAUUCCAUAUUUUGUGUGUUUUGCAGUUCAGUCUGAUGAGAUCAAAUAUACUGUUACAGAGGAAUAAACGUCUACAGUCGUGAUGAAUGAAACACAAUGUUUUUCUCUUUUUCAACAUUAUUCUGUUAAAUUUAGCCUAUUUUUUUCUGAAUUAAACCAAAUAAAGGCUCAAAUGAACUCUGCCUAAACUACUGCAGCUUCCCUUUGAGGCAUCUUUUAUUUAUUUCUUCUGUUGUUGUUGUUGUUGUUGUUUUUUUUUUUUAAUAUGUUGAGGCAAAUUGUCAAAUGUUUGUCUUCAUUAUUGUUUGCUGAAAAUAUUUCAGUAUUUAAUAUGAAGCUAUUCAUGUAA
Onychostoma macrolepis is the source of this 1820-nucleotide messenger RNA. RefSeq names its product leucine-rich repeats and immunoglobulin-like domains protein 3. NCBI's taxonomy places the organism in Eukaryota, Metazoa, Chordata, Actinopteri, Cypriniformes, Cyprinidae. The record is from RefSeq and is a predicted model, not a curated record. Gene Ontology annotation, biological process: cell surface receptor signaling pathway. The transcript is spliced from 7 exons. Gene Ontology annotation, molecular function: transmembrane signaling receptor activity.